GGUAACUGCUCACUCAUCACUCGCAUCUCCCAACUCCUUCUCUAGUCCUCGCCUCAAUCUCGACUGCAGAAGACAAACCACGUUGAGAAAUCACUCGGACCAAUACCGUCACGAUGCCAGGCUUUGCACAGGCGAACGAGCUGCCAGCAUGGAAGGCUCUGAUGGAGCACCACGACAAGCUGGGUCGCGGCAUGGUCCUCAAGAGCGAGUUCGAGAAGGAUCCUCAACGAUUUGAGAAGUACAGUCACACCUUCCACAAUGAGGCCGACAACAGCGACAUUCUCUUCGACUUCAGCAAGAACUUCAUCACGGACGACACCCUGCCUCUUCUCGUGAAGCUUGCCCAGGAAGCGAAGCUCGAGAGUCUUCGUGAUGACAUGUUCAAGGGCGAGAAGAUCAACUUCACCGAGCAGCGUGCCGUCUAUCACGUCGCUCUUCGCAAUGUCAAGAAUGAGCCCAUGCAGGUCGAUGGUAAGAGCGUGGUUGAAGAGGUCAACAGUGUGCUGGAUCACAUGAAGGAGUUCUCGGAGCAAGUGCGCAGCGGAGAGUGGAAGGGCUACACUGGCAAGCCUAUUGACACCAUUAUUAACAUUGGUAUCGGCGGCUCCGAUCUUGGACCCGUCAUGGUCACUGAAGCUCUCAAGCCAUAUGGUAAGAAGGGCAUGAAGCUGCACUUUGUCAGCAACAUCGACGGAACACACAUCGCCGAGGCUCUGGAAGGCAGUGAUCGCGAGACUACCCUCUUUUUGAUUGCAUCUAAAACCUUCACCACCGCCGAGACCGUCACGAAUGCAACGACCGCAAAGAACUGGUUCCUCGAGAAGGCGAAGCAGGAAGAUGUCGCUAAGCACUUCGUUGCACUCUCGACCAACGACAAGGAGGUGUCGAAGUUUGGCAUUGACACCAAGAACAUGUUCGGUUUCAACGACUGGGUUGGUGGCCGUUACUCUGUCUGGUCCGCGAUUGGUCUUUCUGUUGCUCUAUACAUUGGAUUCGACAACUUCAAGGAGUUCCUUGCUGGUGCCCAGUCAAUGGACCACCACUUCAGAACUGCCCCGCUCGAGCAAAACAUUCCAGUUAUUGGAGGUCUGCUUAGCGUGUGGUACUCUGACUUUUUCGGUGCCCAGACGCACCUUGUUUCUCCAUUCGACCAGUACAUGCACCGCUUCCCAGCUUACCUGCAACAACUGUCCAUGGAGUCGAACGGCAAGGCUAUUACUCGAAGCGGUGACUACGUAAAGUACACGACGGGCGCUAUUCUGUUCGGCGAGCCCUGCACAAACGCGCAGCAUUCUUUCUUCCAGCUCCUCCAUCAAGGCACCAAGCUGAUCCCAGCCGAUUUCAUUAUCGCUGCCAAGUCACACAACCCUGUCGAAAACAACAAGCACCAACACAUGCUGGCGUCCAACUACUUCGCACAAGCCGAGGCACUCAUGAUUGGCAAGACACCAGACACGGUCAAGAAUGAGGGUGCAGCAGCAGAGCUUGUGCCACACAAGGUCUUCUUGGGCAACCGCCCAACCACCAGCAUCUUGGCCGACAAGAUCACUCCUGGCACCCUCGGUGCGCUUAUUGCCUACUACGAGCACGUCACUUUCACGGAAGGCGCCGUCUGGAACAUCAACUCAUUCGAUCAGUGGGGUGUUGAGCUUGGCAAGGCACUUGCCAAGAACAUUCAGAGUGAGCUCGAUAAUGCUGGUCAGAGCACGAAGCACGACAGCUCCACGAGUGGACUUAUCAAUGCAUUCAAGAAGAAGGCUGGCAUUCCAUGAAUUGCAAAGAGGAGAGAGGACAUGGCGGAAAAGCCAAAACUGUGAUGCUAUUUAUAUUCUGCGUUGUGGCGUGAUUCAAGCUUGCUUGGCUGGGGUUGUGCAAAGGCAUAUGAAAUGCGAAGGAGAAUGGUAUGCAAUCCAAGGAAUACUUGCGCAGUAGCAAAGCAAACGCUAAAGACGACACGAUAAGUAUGUCUGAGAAAGAGUGGUCAGUAGGUAGAUUGGUUGGUAGAUAGGUCUAGAAGCAAGGUAUGAAUCCGCCAAGGCCGAAGCGGCAGUAUCGGUUGCUUCAACAUAGGUAC
This is a messenger RNA of Sphaerulina musiva SO2202, 2074 nucleotides long. RefSeq names its product glucose-6-phosphate isomerase. The record is from RefSeq and is a predicted model, not a curated record. Bases 114 to 1772 code for a protein of 552 amino acids. Gene Ontology annotation, biological process: gluconeogenesis; glycolytic process; glucose 6-phosphate metabolic process. Gene Ontology annotation, molecular function: carbohydrate derivative binding; glucose-6-phosphate isomerase activity; monosaccharide binding. The transcript is spliced from 3 exons. Gene Ontology annotation, cellular component: cytosol. NCBI's taxonomy places the organism in Eukaryota, Fungi, Ascomycota, Dothideomycetes, Mycosphaerellales, Mycosphaerellaceae.